CGAGGCUGCGUGGCCGCAGGGCGGGCGGUGGGCGAGAGGGGCGCCCGGCUCGAGUCCCGCGUGCCUCGACGGCAUGGCUUCGCUGCUGGGCUCCUUCGCGUGGGCGGAGAGGCUGGACUGCUCCGCUCUGGAGUUGCCCGACGGGGGCAGCGGGACCCCAGCCUCCGCGGGGCCCCGGACGGAGAAGGGAAGCCCCGAAAGCCGCAUCCGACGCCCCAUGAACGCCUUCAUGGUGUGGGCCAAGGACGAGAGGAAGCGCCUCGCCGUCCAGAACCCGGAUCUGCACAACGCCGAGCUGAGCAAGAUGCUGGGCAAGUCCUGGAAGUCUUUAACCCCAUCCCAGAAAAGGCCUUAUGUUGAAGAGGCAGAAAGGCUGAGGGUUCAACACAUGCAAGAUUACCCCAACUACAAAUAUCGGCCCAGAAGAAAGAAGCAGGUCAAGCGGAUCUGUAAGCGGGUGGAGCCAGGCUUCCUUCUGGGUAGCCUCUCCAGGGACCAGGACCAUGUGCCUGAGAAGAGGGUGUGCAGCCGAGCACUGGGUGAGAAAGAUGGGCAGGCUGAAUAUUCAACUGCUUCAGUAAUACCAAACCUCAGGAGAUACCAGGAGGUCCAGAGCAGUAACACAGGUACUCCAAUGGACACCUAUCCAUAUGGGCUGCCUACUCCUCCUGAGAUGUCACCUUUGGAUGUGAUAGAUCCUGAGCAGAGUUUCUUCUCCUCCCCCUGUCCUGAAGACCCUCGCCGCCCCCACAUGUCUGGAGACACCUAUUCUCUGGAAUAUGCCACCAGUCCUCUCCAGUGUAACCACUCUCUGGGUCACAUGCCAGUCUCUCAGUCAACCUCCACUAUCCACUCUGCUUCCUCCAGUUGUGCAGCACCACCCACAGGAAAUUAUUACUCCCCAGCUUUCCCUCCUACUCUCCAAGCCCCCAGCCUCCACACACAUCUUGGCCAGCUCUCACCCCCCCCUGAGCAUCAGAACUUUGAUAGCCUGGAUCAGCUGAGUCAAGCAGACCUUCUAGAGGAGAUGGACCGCAACGAGUUUGAUCAGUAUCUCAGUGCCCCUGGACAUCCAGAGCCUAGUGGGCUAACCAUCAACGGACAUGUCCAGGUCUCGCAGACAGCAAGCAGCUCACACUCCUCUGAAACCAGUCUAAUUUCUGUCCUUGCAGAUGCAACAGCUACUUACUACAAUAAUUACAGCAUUUCUUAGGUCAGAGAGUGAGAUCUCCCCGGUGGACCAACCAAGCAGUUUACUGGACAGAAGGUUUCCCUUUCUCAGGGUUUCCCACUCUGAACUGAAAUAACUUUGGAGUUCACUUUCUAGGUAAUUACUCCAGUUUCCCAACAUUCUCUGUACCCAAUCUAACUACUGAGAAGCUGUCUUCAGAGGGGUCUUUGUAUCCCAAUUAAAAGGAUACAUCUCCACUGAUGCAUCAAGGCACCUUAGUGUGUUGACUUAGACUAAGAAUCCUUAUUCUUUCAUCAGACUAAAGGGCCCAGUCUGAGCUGGGAUAGCAUAAUAAUAAUAAUAAUAAUAAUAAUAAUAAUAAAAAAAAAUCUGGUCUACCCACAAAGGCAUGACAUCAGGAAAUACACAGGACCACUUAUGUAGUCCUUCAACCAAAGAUGCUCUUGAGUGCAUUCCCCAGAGAAACUGCUGCUAAGCAGACUCAGAUGAAUGGGAAGGGUGCAAAAGUUUAACUGUGUGCCUGUACAAAUUCAAUUCAUUAUGCGGGAUGUCUUUUCUCAAGUGUUUUUGCUCUUUGCACAAUUCCCAUUUGUUUCCAUGGACUUGCAUAGGAGAUUUUUCCCUGCCAAAGCUGAAGCAGAAUAUGUAACAAUAUCAAAAGUGGUACCACAGAGGCAUCAUUAUCCUUGGUGAAUGGGCCACUUAUCAUCUCAUCUUCCUGUUGCCUCUGGCCAAACAGAUUUUGUCUUAAAAUCAGUGAAAUAUGCUUAAAUGAGGGUAAUCAAAUAUAAGGAAAGUGGUGUCCCGCUCCUACCAACUCCUGCAGCUCCCAAAUUCUACAAGGGCCUCAUGCUGCAAACCACCUGGGUCCUAUCAUCCCUUUUCAGUUUGGCACACUUUGGCCAACUGAGCAUUGGCUAUGGCAGUAGGGCAAAAUGGGUCAAAGCAGGUGGGACUUUAUCAUAAUCAGUGGCAAAUGUGGCUGUGUAAUCUCAUCACGAAAUGUAGGUCUGAAGAAUUACAUGUGGCUUUGGACAACAGUUUGCUAAUGCCCAGUGUGGCCUCUUAAGUACCAUGUACAGUUAUCCAAUUUUUGGGAAGGGUCUACCAACCACAGUGUAUGUUGGGCUACCUUUCUGUCCUGUAAAAAAGAAAAAAAACAGCCUCAGUUUGGAUGUUCCCUUUGCUUCUUUCAGGAUCAUCUUUUCUCCUUGUCUGUGGAAGUGGAUGUAACAGAGGUUGGUACAGUGUUUGUGUUUGGGAACAACCAAGAGAGAAGCAUCAGAUGCAAAUAAUGUACAUUUGAGUAUGCAUUUCAAGUGUCAAAAUAGGCAAGGGGCAAGUGAAGUUCAUCUUAAUAACAUUUUAACAAGAGGUGUGCAAAACAUUUCAAGGUCAGAACUGGACAUUUCAGGGUGAGGAUGGUUUGCUUGUUUUAUAUGCUGUACCUUUAAUUCUAACUUAAAUGGAUCAAGGGAAUACUGGGUGGGGGAGAACAGGAGCCAGGCAUCUUCCAUAAUAAGCUGCUUUCCAAAUAAGUUGGCUGACAGCCAUCAUCACCCAAACUGGUUACAUAUGAGGGCUAGUAGUCUAACCGUUUGGAAAUGUGUUUUGGCCUCUCCAUGUUCUAAACUGACAACAAAGAAUGUCAAAGAAAUGGGUAAUCUAGAUGAGGCUAAUUAUUAAAAAUCCCUUCCUUGAUGCCCCUGCCUACAUCUGCUUUAUCCCCUCCAUGAAGCUGCUUUUGAAUUUAAAAGUCCAUGUACAAUGCUCUCCUCUGGUUUUUUGGCCUCUUGCAAGCUUAUGAACAACCUAUAAUUUAGAAAAAGCUGGUUCUGUUCUCAUCCUCUAAGGGUUAUUUUAUAAGUAGUGAGAAAUAUACAUUGUGGAAGAUGUUAUUGAUCCCCAGACUUAUUUUUGGCUUCAGAAAAGUAUAACAGCCAGUGCAGCAUUUCUAAAAAUGCAGUAAUUUUAAGUAAACCAAUCUUGAUGAUAUGGUGUCUUUAUUGGUAGGGACAAUUUCAGCCAUUGCAUUUAGCUCUCUAUUUAAUGCAAAACUGCAUCUUAAAACAUUCCUGACAAAUGGGAGCCUUGCCUCUUAUGAACAUGUCCAGUGAAGGGUGCCCACCGUUUCUCUGGGUAUUUGAUUCUACUACUGAACUUUUCUUAGUGUUAGGAAAUGUUUCCUUAUACAGGUAGUCCUCAUUUAGUAACUGCCUCAUACAGCAACCAUUUGCAGUUAUGAUGGUGAUGAAAAAGUAA
Molecule: messenger RNA, 3454 nt
Organism: Python bivittatus (Burmese python)
Lineage: Eukaryota; Metazoa; Chordata; Lepidosauria; Squamata; Pythonidae
Gene: SOX7
Product: SRY-box transcription factor 7
Biological process (GO): cell differentiation; positive regulation of transcription by RNA polymerase II
Cellular component (GO): nucleus
Molecular function (GO): RNA polymerase II cis-regulatory region sequence-specific DNA binding; DNA-binding transcription activator activity, RNA polymerase II-specific
Source: RefSeq, a predicted model, not a curated record